This is a messenger RNA of Amphibalanus amphitrite, 629 nucleotides long. RefSeq names its product 60S ribosomal protein L32-like (gene RpL32). Gene Ontology annotation, molecular function: structural constituent of ribosome. The record is from RefSeq and is a predicted model, not a curated record. Gene Ontology annotation, cellular component: ribosome; cytosolic large ribosomal subunit. The transcript has 4 exons. NCBI's taxonomy places the organism in Eukaryota, Metazoa, Arthropoda, Thecostraca, Balanomorpha, Balanidae. The coding region runs from base 183 to 587 and encodes 134 amino acids. Gene Ontology annotation, biological process: translation.
UCUUAUGGCUGACGCUGCACUGAAGUGGCGCCACCCUUUUCCGGUGUGGACUGGUCGAGUGGGUACGUCGGUGACAGAGUUCGUUAAAUUAUUUUCUUUUUAAGGUCUAGCUACACCAUCCGGGAUCCCACGUCCGUGAUCUGCGUUUUGUCGAGUUUUGCGGGAAACCGGUACGCAGAACAAUGGCACCUAAACCAAUUUCCAGACCCAAAAUUGUCAAGAAAAAGACAAACAAGUUCAAGAGGUUUCACAGUGACCGCUAUGACCGUGUGAAGCCGAGCUGGCGGAAGCCUAGGGGUAUUGACAAUGCGGCCCGGCGGCGCUUUAAGGGCCAGAUUCCCAUGCCAAGUAUCGGCUACGGCACCAAGUACACACACCGCCACAUCCUGCCCAAUGGCUUCAGGAAGGUGGUCAUCCACAACGUCCGGGAGCUGGAGGUCCUGAUGAUGCAGAACCAGCGCUACUGUGCCGAGGUGGCGCACGCCGUCUCCGCCAAGAAGCGCAAGCUAAUCUUGGAACGCGCCCAGCAGCUCAACAUUCUCGUGACCAACGGCCACGCGCGGCUGAGGAGUGAGGAGAACGAGUGACCACCUGGCGCUCGCUUCUUGUCAAUACAUGAUGUCGUGAUA